This is a messenger RNA of Pogoniulus pusillus (Red-fronted tinkerbird), 3562 nucleotides long. RefSeq names its product surfeit 4 (gene SURF4). Gene Ontology annotation, biological process: Golgi organization. Lineage: Eukaryota; Metazoa; Chordata; Aves; Piciformes; Lybiidae. Bases 205 to 1014 code for a protein of 269 amino acids. The transcript is spliced from 6 exons. The record is from RefSeq and is a predicted model, not a curated record. Gene Ontology annotation, cellular component: endoplasmic reticulum; membrane; endoplasmic reticulum-Golgi intermediate compartment.
CGCCCGCGCGGCGCCUUUAAGGCCUGGCCUACGUGGCAGCAGAGCCCAGCGGCGGCGCGGCCCGGCCCGGCGCUCCCUCGGCUCCUUCGCCCGCCCGCCCUUCCCGCCGCCGCUCCUUAGCGUGAGGCUGGGCUACAGGCGCUUAGCAGCCGGCAGCGUCCUCUGCUUUCCCCUCCCUUUCUUCUUCUCCUCUCUGCAGCCGCCAUGGGUCAGAACGACAUCAUGGGCACCGCUGAGGACUUCGCGGACCAGUUCCUGCGGGUGACCAAGCAGUACCUGCCCCACGUGGCGCGGCUGUGCCUGAUCAGCACCUUCCUGGAGGAUGGCAUCCGGAUGUGGUUCCAGUGGAGCGAGCAGAGGGACUACAUCGAUGGCACCUGGAACUGUGGCUACUUCCUGGCCUCCAUCUUUGUCUUCAUCAACCUCUUUGGACAGCUCAGUGGCUGCAUCCUGGUGCUGAGUAGGAACUUUGUGCAAUAUGCCUGCUUUGGACUGUUUGGAAUUAUAGCAUUACAGACUAUUGCAUACAGCAUUCUAUGGGACCUGAAGUUCCUGAUGAGGAACCUUGCCCUUGGGGGAGGCUUACUGCUGCUUCUGGCUGAGUCACGCUCCGAGGGGAAGAGCAUGUUUGCUGGGGUCCCCACCAUGAGGGAGAGCUCUCCAAAGCAGUACAUGCAGCUGGGGGGCCGUGUGCUGCUGGUCCUCAUGUUCAUGACACUACUGCAUUUUGACAUGAACUUCUUUUCUAUCCUGCAGAACAUCGUGGGCACAGCUCUGAUCAUCUUGGUGGCAAUUGGCUUCAAGACCAAGCUGGCUGCCUUGACUCUUGUCAUCUGGCUCUUUGGCAUCAACAUCUACUUCAAUGCUUUCUGGACCGUCCCAGCCUACAAGCCCAUGCACGACUUCCUCAAAUAUGAUUUCUUCCAGACCAUGUCUGUCAUUGGAGGCCUUCUCCUUGUGGUUGCACUGGGUCCUGGUGGAGUCUCCAUGGAUGAGAAGAAAAAAGAGUGGUAACAGGAAUAGCAACACUUCUUGGGACAUAACCUAUUAAGUCCAGAACUGAUUCUCUAUGGAUUCAACAAAAGCUGCCAGCAUUUGACACGUACAUGCCCCCUUCCUAUCAAAGGCACAGAUGUUCUGAAUUUGAUUGCCAGUGGCACCAGUAAUAUGAUAGUUAAAAGUCCUCUUUUCUUCAAGGAAUGUUGCCUAGGCUUAUUCUAACUUCCUAGAUUUUGGAACUAACCCAAGGAACCUGCAGUUUGCUGCUGCCUUAGUGAGCUGCAGUUAGGAGAGUUGCUGGCUUUUAAGGUCAGCAGUGGUUUAAAUUGGAGAUACUGUGAGCAGAUACAGCUGCAUCUCUCUCUGUGUGCUCUUGGGGUCUAGCUAGAACUCAAAAACCAAACCAAGUGCAUCAUCCCCUUCCUCACCCUCCUGCAGAAGGAGCUCUGUGGCAUAGCAUUGCUUAGCCAGGUGGAAAGCAGCAUCACACACAACAAAUCACUGUUAUUUUGCUGCUCAGAAACCUCUCAUGUUUUUCUUUAAGAGGAGGAAAGGUCUUUUCCUGCCUCCAAAUAGAAGGCAAAAAGAAAACCCUGACAGCAGUUGUACCUCCUCUCUAGGUAAGAAAAGGGAGAGGGGUUUUAACAUGUCCCAGUUCUGCUCUUGAGGGCAAACAAGGGAGAACUUAGGAUUGCUAAUCAGGAGUCCUGUGUGGCUAAUGAUGUUUCAAGAAACAAAUGGGAGGAGAUAGUCCUAAAGAGACAGAAUGUUCAAUUCUGUCAGAAUUCUGUGCCAAAAGAACUCUUUAUUCAGCAUUCUUUCCCCAGUGUUGCCCCUCCUGAAUUCCCAAGAAGGGAGCCAAGAUGUGCUGUAGGUUCCAUAAUAAAUGCUCCUUUCUGUUAACCAGCUCUCAUCCAUCUGUCCCCCAGAUUGCUGUCUGAGCUGCAGGUUAUUGGUGAAAGCCUCUUCAGAACUACAGAAGCUCCCUUUUAUUUCCCCCCCCAGCUCAGUCCAUGCAAGUCAAUCUACUAAUCUGUAGUCUUUUUUGCUUCUUAGAUUCACUUCUGUCAGCCUCUCUGCUGGCCCAGCCCCAGCUGGCUGGACAGUGAGAGGAGUGGGUGCUGUACUCCUGAGUGCAGCCCCUUCCCUCUGCCCUCUCAGACCAGCUGGAGGUGUGCAGGGAGGAAAGGUGGAGGUCAGCCCCGUGCUGCCCCUUCUCAUCUCUGCAAGCAAGUGGUUGUGGCUGAGGAAAGAAGAGCAAAGCCUGUGCAGUGAGUGAGCAGCCAGGGAUGCAGCUUGCCUGUGCUGAGGAGCAAAUCCUCAGCAGGGUGGUGAGGAGAGCUGAAGGCUUCUUUUUCACCUCUUGGGGCCGUGCCCACGCUUAGUGCUGCUCAGAGGGGACACUUUGUCCUCUGCUACUCACCAGGUGAACUCUCUUCCACUAGAUGAUGAAAGCAUGAGCCCUGCCAGCCUGCCCUUGGCUCCUUGCACUGUUGCCUUCUCUCUUGAGAAAGCUGCUCAGCUCUUGCUCCAAGGAGUAAUUCAGCUGCAGAGCAGGAGCUGGUGCCCAGGGUCUCCUGCUGAGGACACUAACCUGGCCAGUUCAGCUGAACCAGUUGCUUUUUAGGAGAGAAAUCAUGCUGAAAGAGCUGCUGAGGAAUACAAGAGCACUCUUGACCAUGAAACCAGUUCAACCAGGGAUUGCAUCCAGGGAAGGGGCAGAUGGUCUGGGUAGUAGCAAGGUGUGCUGCUGCUGCUGAAGGAAACCAGUUGGUGUGUUGGGGUGGAAGCACUGCAGGUCAUAGAAAGUUUUGGUUGAAGUGGGGUUUGAAGGAGAAGGUUUCACCUUGUGUUCACUGUGCCUCUGACGGAACUGACCCCUCGAGUUAGGGAUGUGCAGCACAAGGUGCUGAGCUCCAUCUCACUGCAGCUUCCAGGCAGAGCCAUUCUCAGAUCCCUGCUGCUGCUGGUGUUCACUAUUUAUAAAUGGAAUUAUGGAAACAAGCCCUUAAUUGGACUUUUUCCCCCCCUCAACUUCUUUGUGUCCUAAGGAGCUGGAUGCUGGAGUAGGCUGAAAGCCUCUCAGUUUUCUCUGUGAAAAUCACCUAAAGAACCCAGAAAAGGAACUGAUCCUGUCCCUUGCAGCAGCAACAGCGCUGAGGGGGACAGAGGUAGGUGGAGGGCAUUACAUGUCACAGGCAGCCCAAGAUGCAGACUUAGUGCUGCGAGUCCUGAGGUGGAAGGUUCUGGUUUCCUACGUACACUGCUGUAUUUGUGCAUCUCCCCACCACAGAGCAACCUCUUCCCUCGUGGCUGAGAAGCUCUCCCAAGCAGGAUGUCAGCUACCAAUUGGCUCUGCAAAGUGUUCUGGAAUUCAUUCUCAAGAUUUUAUUAUUUUUAUUCUUUUUUUUGCUUUCUAUGUGGAGAGAAAAAGAAAAAAACCAAGUCAAGGAAAAAGUCUAAAUUCUCCUUUUAUGCUGUAUUUUGUACCUUAGUUGUGUUUGAAGAUGUUCUGAUUUUUUUUGGAAACAAUCAAAAUAAAACAAUGGCAUCUUUGUAUCCA